This is a messenger RNA of Helobdella robusta, 789 nucleotides long. RefSeq lists its product as hypothetical. The transcript is spliced from 7 exons. The record is from RefSeq and is a predicted model, not a curated record. Gene Ontology annotation, molecular function: catalytic activity. Lineage: Eukaryota; Metazoa; Annelida; Clitellata; Rhynchobdellida; Glossiphoniidae. The annotation marks the transcript as partial. Gene Ontology annotation, biological process: cell motility.
AUACUGAGAAGUUCAGCAGCAUGGUCUGCUGGCAUCGAGAUACCGGAAUACUCAAUACACACGGCUUAUACUGACCUUAUUGUCAGUGCCCAGCAUUAUAUCUAUAUAGAGAACCAGUUCUUCAUCAGCAUAGCAGACGACAGAACAGUUGUCAAUCAGAUAUCAGCUGCUAUCUAUGAAAAAAUUUUGGCUGCCCAUAGAGCACAAAAAAAAUUUAAAGUUUACGUCGUCUUGCCUCUGCUACCAGCUUUCGAAGGACAACUUGGCACGCCAACUGGCAGCUCCAUUCAGGCCAUCAUACAUUGGAAUUAUGCCUCCAUAUGUAGGGGUAAUGGAAACUCUCUGCUGGAAAGAUUGGUGAAAGUUGUGCCUGACCCCUUCCAGUACAUCUCCUUCUAUGGUUUGAGGAAACACGAAGAGAUGCUCGGGAAAAUUACUACCGAAUUGGUAUACGUUCACAGUAAAUUAAUGAUUGUGGAUGAUCGCAGCGUCAUCAUUGGUUCAGCCAACAUCAACGAUCGCAGCUUAUUGGGUACAAGGGACAGCGAAUUAGCCAUCUUAGUUCAAGACCCACGAUUUGUUGACUCGAAGAUGGAUGGACAGCCGUUCAAGGCUGGUGCCUUUGCCUGCAGUUUGAGAAAGUCGCUUUUCAGGUUUCAGAUUCAUUCAUUCACUCAUUCAACCACUCAUUCAUUCAUUCACUCAUUCAUUCACUCAUUCAUUCAUUCACUCAUUCGUUCAUUCACUCAUUCAUUCCCUCAGAGAACACUUGGGAUUGCAGGCGGGUGA